This is a messenger RNA of Chelonoidis abingdonii (Abingdon island giant tortoise), 1374 nucleotides long. The record is from RefSeq and is a predicted model, not a curated record. Lineage: Eukaryota; Metazoa; Chordata; Testudines; Testudinidae.
ACCUCGCUGGGAUUUCCCAGUCCCAAACCUGAGCUGAUUGCCCGGCUGGAACGAGGGGAAGAGCCGUGGGUCCUGGAUCUCCAGGUCUCUGAGAAAAAGGAGGUCAUGCAAGUCACCCACACAGACAGUAACUCCUGUCUGGAUUCUCUCUCUCUCCCAACAGGUGAUGAGACCCUGAGUGAGAACAAGGAGGUGAAUUGGCAGGUGGAACCAGAGAGGACCUUUUUAAUAGGAGCUGAAGGGAAUUUUUCCCAGUGCUUGGAACAGGGAGAAGCCUGGGGAAAUCGGGGUGGGUCAGAGAGGCAGCUGGGAAACCAGCCAAGGAAGAAGGUGGAUGAAUCUAUUCAAGGUGGGGGAGGAUGCACAGAUCCCAAGGAAACCACCACCGAGCAGACAAAUCCCAAGGAUGAGAAACCCUACAAAUGCCUUGACUGUGGGAAAAGCUUCAGUGUAAGAACCAACCUUAUUACGCACUGGAAAAACCACACGGGAGAGAAGCCCUAUAAAUGCUUGGACUGCGGGAAAAGUUUCCGUCAGAGCUCACACCUUAUUACCCAUCAGAGACUGCACACGGGAGAGAGACCCUAUAAAUGCCUAGAGUGCGGGAAAAGUUUCAACGUGAGGUCGGCCCUUAUUGCGCAUCAGAGAACGCACACGGGAGAGAAACCCUAUAAGUGCCUGGACUGUGGGAAAAGCUUCAAUGUGAGAUCAGCCGUUAUUAGACAUCAGAGAAUCCACACAGGAGAGAAACCUUAUAAAUGCCUGGACUGUGGGAAAAGCUUCAGUCAGAGCUCCAGCCUCACUAAACAUCGGAGAACCCACACGGGCGAGCGACCCUAUAACUGCCUCAUGUGUGGGAAAAGUUUUAGCGACAGCUCGUCCCUUAUUAAACAUGGGAGAACCCACACGGGAGAGAGACCCUAUAAAUGCCUGGACUGUGGGAAAUGUUUCAAUCUGCGAUCAGCUCUUCUUGCACAUCAAAGAACCCACACGGGAGAGAAGCCCCAUAAAUGCCUGGACUGUGGGAAAAGCUUCAGUCAGAGCUCAAAUCUUGUUACGCAUCAGAGAACCCACACGGGGGAUAAACCCUAUAAAUGCCUCCACUGUGGGAAACGGUUUAACGUCAGUUCAGCCGUUAUUACGCAUCAGAGAACCCACACGGGAGAGAAGCCCUAUAAAUGCCUGGACUGUGGGAAAAGCUUCAGUCACAGCUCAAACCUCACUAAACAUCAGGGAAUUCAUGAGGGGGAGAGAACCUAUAAGUGGGAUAGGUUUCAGUAGGAAGUCAACCCUUAAUACUUACCAGGAGACCCCAGCAUGGGAGAGAUACCUCAGAAGUGUCUCUGUUGAGGGAAAAGUUACAUUCACAGAUUA